Molecule: messenger RNA, 3583 nt
Organism: Gigantopelta aegis
Lineage: Eukaryota; Metazoa; Mollusca; Gastropoda; Neomphalida; Peltospiridae
Product: neuroglobin-like
Exons: 4
Coding region: 122-850 (242 amino acids)
Molecular function (GO): oxygen binding; heme binding
Source: RefSeq, a predicted model, not a curated record
GUUCUGUCAAAAAAAUUGGGACACCACGACGCCAUGACUGUGAACAAAUGUAUUUGCUUUCACUUUGUGUGUAGUUAUGUUUGAAGAGACAGUUAACAGGCCGCGUUACUGAGGUUCCAUUAUGGGUUGCCAGCCAAGCCAGCUGAAACAUAAGAUCGAGCCCGCGACAAAACAACCAGCAAAAACAAAUCUUCCUCUUAGCGCACGCCAGAUAUAUUUGUUGAAGCGGUCGUGGAAAGGGAUUCAAAGAGAAUUGAAAGUGACGGCCACAGAUAUGUUUGUAAGAUUGUUCUGGCAACACCCGUACUUGAAGAGUUUAUUUACAUUCAAAAACAUGGAGAACGUGGACGAAUGUACAUCAAGUGCCGGCAGACCCUUCACACACCACGCCUUUCUUGUAAUGAAAGUAGUGGAUGUUUGCAUCAGUAACAUCGACGACUUGGACUAUACAUCCAAACUGUUGGCAGAAAUACUACGAAUUCAUAAGGCGAACGGUCUUAGUUACAAAUUAUUUUGGAAAAUAAAGCAGCCGUUUCUACAAGCGGUGAAACACACGCUGGAUGAGAGAUACUCAGAUAACAUGGAAACUGUCUAUAUAACUGUUAUUGACUAUAUUCUACUCCACCUUUCUGAAGGAAUAUCCGAAAGUGAAUGUCUUGGUGAUGACGCGAUAAAAGAAGAAAUCGAGCGCUCCGGAAUUGUGAGCUUGAAAGAAGAACUUGCCAAGAAACAACCCCCUAAGUCAAAUGUUGGUCUUAGGUAUGAUAGUAGCACCCUCACCGAAUUGGUUAGCCAAAAGACGGAGGACGAACCUGAAAACGACAAGCUUCAGGAGUUCGGGAUCAUGUAGAGAAUACCGCGUGGAAAGUGGCCGUUAGAAUCCCAUUUACCCUACAACGUAUCCCAGUCAUAAAUGGUAAGUAACGGAAACGACUGUGGCAUUCCAUUUCGUGCAUAUCCAGAACUUAAAGCUAGAAGUUAUUUACGACCUGUGUACAGUGCACUUGCACACGUAACUUGUGCGUCGUCAAUAAUUUCAGGUAAUGUCAGUCGAUGAUGUGGAUUUCAGGCGUUGAGCAUCGCUAAGGAGCGUCCAGUCGCGUGUUCUUUAAUCCAGUGUCCAGUCAGAUGAUUUUUAAUCACAUGUCCAGUCAGAUGGUCUUUAAUCACAUGUCCAGUCAGAUGGUCUUUAAUCACAUUUCCAGUCAGAUGGUCUUUAAUCCAAUGUCUUGUCAGAUGGUCUUUAAUCACAUGUCCAGUCAGAUGGUUUUUAAUCACAUGUCCAGUCAGAUGGUCUUUAAUCACAUUCCCAGUCAGAUGGUCUUUAAUCCAAUGUCUUGUCAGAUGGUCUUUAAUCACAUGUCCAAUCAGAUGGUCUUUAAUCACAUUUCCAGUCAGAUGGUCUUUAAUCCAAUGUCUUGUCAGAUGGUCUUUAAUCACAUGUCCAGUCAGAUGGUCUUUAAUCACAUGUCCAGUCAGAUGGUCUUUAAUCACAUUUCCAGUCAGAUGGUCUUUAAUCCAAUGUCUUGUCAGAUGGUCUUUAAUCACAUAUCCAGUCAGAUGAUUUUAAUGAAAUGUUUAACAAAUGUUGGAUACCGCGUGUGUUAUAAGUUUUACACAGGUGUUCACUUUAAAAAACAACCAUAAUAAAUAAGUAUAUAUAUAUAUAUAUAUAUAUAUAUAUAUAUAUAUAUAUAUAUAUAUAUAUAUAUAUAAUUCGGUCUCAGUCGCGAGUGCAGAACAUUAUGCUGGGGGAUCUAGAUAAUAGCGAUGGGAGAUUCUAAGGAGGUACGAGUCAUGAACCCCUGAAAAAUAUAUUUAAAAAAAACAACAACAAAAACCCCAACACCUUCGCUUUGAGCAGAGGAUGGAUUCGAACCCCAAAUCAAACCUUGCACACGCUUUUGGGUCUGCACUUACAUAAUUAUACUCUUGAACUUGACAAGAGCUUAACUUCGGAGGUUACUCCAGAAGAAUUCAAAUCGAUGUCUAAUCAUUACUUUUAAGGAUGAAUAUUUCACGACAAAAUUACAGUAUUUACAUAGUAUGUGUGAGGUACAGAAAUGCCAUGCGAUUUAAAACAAAUAAUUUUGACUAGAUUAGCAAGUAGAAGAUCACAAGACAUAGUGCCAAACGAGCAAUAAUGGAUACACAUGCCAGGGUGCGUUUGGCCGACAUUUACGUAUGGUAAAUUGAUGGUAAAAGUCGAACAUAUGAGCAGCACAGCUUUGAAGCUGUAUAUUUGGAGUCUACACUAUAACAACAAUUACAUUAUAAAGGUUAGUUAUAGAACUUCUGAAAAUUGUUCGUUCCAACAUCACAUGUAAGCAGUCUUUUCAACCUAGAAAAUGUCUAUGCAUGUCAUACUUUUAGACUAUAUUAUAUAUGUUUCCUGACAUUUGUUUGCUUUGAUAGUUUCAUAAAUGUGAUAUCUGAAUACAAUAAUGCUAAAAUGCCACUGUUGUGAACAGUUAAAAUUACCGACUUGAUGCAACUCUUUACAUAUGGUAAUGCCAGUGACAGAAUCUAACAACGUCCUUAUGUGCAAAAAGGGUAACCACUUAUAAUUCACAGUUGGUUGCAAGGUACCGAACUUUGUAAUCUUGAGAAACAUAAAGUGAUAUAUCAGUUUGUAACCCACAUCAUGAAAUUAUCACUGUUUGCAGGAAGUGGCAAGAAACUCAACAUCAUAUCACGCCCUGGUAAACAGUUUUAGGCCAAUAAGUUGGAAGAAAUAGGUGGAGAUCAUUAGAGAUACAGAGCCCACCCAUCAGUGUAUUAAUACUAAGUGUUAAUGGUAAACAACACGCCUGUAUCUGUAUAGCUGGGUGGGUGUAGGUGUGUGCAUAUUAGCACAUUCACGUCAUGUUCACAUGCGGUUUUGUGUUGCGGCAUUAAGAAAUAUGAGAUAAAUAGUUAAUAUUUAGUAAUACACACGUUUGUAUUUAUAUGUAAUACGUUUCUGUGUGUGUACAAUUGAUGAUUAACAAUAUAUUUGAAUAAGACAUAGUUUGAAGCACUGUCAAAUUCACAUGCUACAUUGAGCAAUAAAUCUCGUAUUUGGCUGACGUACUUUUGUUCAUAUCAAGUUUGUUUAUGAGCACCUUUUCAGUACAUCACUAAGAGUUCGAUUUUUAUAUUUAAUAGUAUUUUAUAUUUCUAUAAUAGUUAUUCACAUGUGAUUAUAAAAAUUUAAUGUUCUAAUUCUUGACGUUCAUAUAGUGUGUAAAUCGGUUCUGUAGUUCAUACUUCCAUGGACGUAAAACAAUUAUAACGUCAAUGGUUGUGUUUUUUUCUUGGAACACCAACAAAUCUUCGACAGCAGCUGUGACGUCCAUAAGCGUACGAGACAGGUUGCGGAGGACACCUCCUCCAGUGCUGGAGCAAAUCCUCAAAUUUGGGCAAAGACGAUUGGGAUAUUCGGGCACAAUAAGCAGAAACCUGAAACCCUUUUUCACCAUGUAUUUCCAUAAUUCUACCUACAAUAUUAGUUGUAAUCCAUGGAAAAAUGCACAGACAUUCGUUUGCAACGUUAAAUAGCUGUUUGGUAAUAAUGCUAAUAUGAAUAAAUGUUGUAAUCCAG